AUGCCUGCCACAUACGCAUCCACAAACAUCAACGGGCACGGCUCGUCCUCCGCCGGGCCAUCCAACGGGGCAGUCGAGGACAUUGACAUGGAGGAUGACGAGGCGCCCGUGGGUGAUCUGUCUGAUGACGAGGAGGGCGAGGAGGAAGAAGAAGCAGGAUGGACAGAGGCGACGUUUACAGACAAGCCAAUUUCACGGGCUGGCGCCAGUGUCGUGCGGGGACUGUCGGACGCAAUGAGAGACGCGAUCAAGCGGUUGGACGAUGUGGUAGACAGUAUCAAGGAGACUGCAUACAUUCUGGAAGAGGCGGUUGCGGAUGACCCAGCCCUAAAGAAUGUCGAGGCGUCACUGUUCAAGGCAUUCGACCAACGUGCCGUAUUGAAAAUCAAAGCAAACGCCCUAGACGAGCUCUCGAAGAGACUGCUCGAGGGAAGAGAACAUACCAACAUUCAAGCGGACUUUGAAAACCUGUCUGAACCUCGUAUUCAAGAGUACAAGGGCAAAUCCCAACACGCGAAGUUCAAGAAAGACCGCGAGUAUGCAGACUUUAAGAGCGAGCUCUGGUCUCGAUCACACGAGACAGCCUGUCCCCCCAUCUCCACCUUUCUCACAAAGGGUCCCAACGAUGAGGACGACUCUGACGACGAUAUCGAUAUGGGUGGUCAGACCCAAAAUUACAGGUGUCCUAUCACCUUGACAUUAUAUCAGGACGCUGUCACAAGUGUCAAAUGUAACCACACAUACUCGAAGGAAGCCAUUAUCAACCUCAUCACCAACUCUCAAAAGAACAGAGGCGUCGCCAGAUGCCCAGUUACUGGUUGUUCCAUUGCCAUAUCCAAGGCUGACCUAAAGGACAAUCCUGCGAUACAAAAGCGAGCGAACGACUUCUCCCGUCGCCAACAAGAGAAAGAGGAUGAUAGGGACGAUGAUGCGGCGAGUGUCGAGGAUGACAGCGAUGGUGAAUAG
Cryptococcus wingfieldii CBS 7118 is the source of this 966-nucleotide messenger RNA. RefSeq lists its product as hypothetical. The record is from RefSeq and is a predicted model, not a curated record. NCBI's taxonomy places the organism in Eukaryota, Fungi, Basidiomycota, Tremellomycetes, Tremellales, Cryptococcaceae. Gene Ontology annotation, molecular function: SUMO ligase activity; zinc ion binding. Gene Ontology annotation, biological process: protein sumoylation; double-strand break repair via homologous recombination. Bases 1 to 966 code for a protein of 321 amino acids. Gene Ontology annotation, cellular component: Smc5-Smc6 complex; nucleus. The transcript is spliced from 7 exons.